AUGAAUCAAAUGCCCGGUCAAGGCCAGCCCAGCCAAGGGCCGGCGCAGCCAAACACUCAACCUCCCGGUGCUGCUCCCAGACAACCGGCACUCUUGCGGCCCGAGUUCAUGCGAAAUAUCGCGUUCCUGACCGCCGAGGAAAAAACUAGCUACGAAAACGGAUUGGCCACAUUCUGGAAGACUUUUGAGGAAUCGCCCGAAGGAUCGGCGGAGAAGCUCGGGGCUAGGCGUAGCAUCGAGCAGUUUAGCAAGAUGUUGCAAGACAAGUUGAACCAGAAGAAGCAGGAACAGCAGCGCUAUCUGCAGCAAAUGCAGCAGAUGCGACAAAAACAGCAGCAACAACAGCAGCACCAGCAGCAAAAUCAACAAGUACAGCCCCAAGGACAACCUCAGGGACAACCUCAGGGACAGACGCAACAACAACAACAGCCACCACAACAACAGCAACAACAGCCUGGCCAACAACAGCCCGGCCAAGUACAGCAACACCAGCUUCAUCAGCAACAACAACCACAACAACAACAACAACCGCCCCAUCACCAAGGCCAGGCUAAACCACCACUUCAGCAGCAACAACCGCAACAACAGCCACAAAUGCAGCAGCAACAGGGCCAGCAGCAACUGCCACAACAAGGUGGACAAACUCCCCAGCUCGGUAAUGUUCAGCAAUCGCCGAUACCGUCGCAGAUUGCUCCUGGCACACCCCAGAACACCGCAGGCGUUGCCCGUCCUGGACAGCCUGCUACAGCAGCGGGACAGCCAAACAAGCCUGCCAUCCCCCAGGUUGUCCUCCAACAUGUCACGGCAUUGCAAUUCAAUAUACCUCCAACCAUACCCGCCCAGGAACACAAGAAAUGGGAAUCUGAAACCAGGAACAAGUACAUGAGGGCGUUUCUGACUCUAAACAGCAGCAACACGACACUGGUAAAUCUCUUGAGCCUCAUGGAAGAACGGAGAAACAACCAGAAGCCUUUUACGCCCGAGGAGCAACAGAAUUUGCUGAACCGCAAAGCGAUAGCGGAGAAGUCGUUCAAUGACGCCAAGAACUAUUGCAACCAACUUCGUCAGACAAUAGUGAAGCCUCCUCAUAACACCCCGCUGACGAUUGCCAUGCCGGGGUCUGGGAACAAGGCCGUCCCGAUUGCGGCGAACACCACCCCGAUGCAGAACCAAGCACGGCCGCAACAACAAGGCCAACAACCUCAAGCGGCCCCUCAGCAAGGACCAACACAGGUUCAAGGUCAAGGGCAAGCCUUGGGUGCUGGAAUGGCACCAUCCACAGCCGCCAUGAACGCCGCCAUCCAAGCGGCCAAAAACGCUGGACAGAUGGCGGGUGUGGGCGGAAUGCCUCCACAACAAGGAGCGCAACAAUCCCCUGCGCCCACUCGUUCACCUCAAAUCACUGCCAAUCAGUUGCAGCAGCAUCAACAGAUGCAACAUCAACAACAGCAACCACAGCAGCCUCAGCAACAGCAGCAACAGCAACAACCGCAGCAACAGCAACAACCACAACACCAACCAGCGCAAACACCCAUUCAACCACAGGGACAACCUCAAGGGCAGCCACAAGCGCAACCACAUCUGGCACCCGCCACCCAAACUCCGGCCACCCAGGCUGCUAUCCCGCAACAACAGCAACAGCAGCAGCCAGCCCAGAACCAUAUCAAAACCGAGCCUGGCUCGCAGCCCACUCCUACACCUGCACCCAUCAACACGGCGAUUCCUUCUGGCAUGGUUGGGGUACAAGCGACUGGAACGCCCACUCAAAUCUCACAGCGACAUCAGACUCCGCAGCGGACACCCAACCAGCCGCUCUCGCACGCGGCGGCUAUGAACCUCGCUGGACAGCAACGUGCCGGUUCCAUUCCCGCUACUAACAUACCUGCGCCGGUCGGCACACCCACCACUGCUCCAGGCAGCGCGGCGGGCUCAACUCAAGGACAUCCCCACGCUCACCCCAACGCUAUGCCCCAAACCAUUCAGGCCUCCAAGUUUCCCAUCGCCAAGACGCUCCCGGAAAAGGCGACACAGAUUCCCACGCCCGUUGCAGGCCCGCCUGGUCGCCCGACUCUGAGCGGUGGCACAGCCGGUGUCGGCGUCAUGAAUCAGCCCGUCUUGCAGAAGACCCCGGCGUAUCAGCUUGAGGGCGAGGGUGAGAGGGUUUUGAACAAGAAGAAGCUGGACGAGCUGGUCCGACAGGUGUGCGGUGGCACGGCUGAGGGCCAAGACGGAAAUCUCUUGACACCUGAGGUUGAGGAGUCCGUCCUUGGUCUCGCCGAUAGCUUUACAGAGAGUGUGCUCCACGCGGCGUCCCGCAAUGCGAAAGAGAGAGGAUCCAAGGUUCUUGAGAUCCGCGAUAUCCAGCUUGUUUUGGAGCGUACCUACAACAUCCGUAUCCCUGGCUACUCUAGUGACGAGCUCAGGACGGUUCGCAAGGUGCAGCCCAAUGCUCAGUGGAUCACCAAGAUGAGCGCGGUACAGGCCGCCAAGGUCAUGCCUGGCAAGGGGGAUCUCUAAUGGAAGGGUAUUCAGACCAGAAUGAACAUAGGUUUCGGGUCUCGCUUGUUUGCAUGGAUGUGGUAAUUCUUUUGGGGUGGGAAAUGGAAAGGGUGGCGUACUGGAUGAGACGGAGGAAAUACAUUCAUCUCGGGAUACUUGUAUGUUUAUCCCUGGCAUGAGCUACCCAUAAUAUGGCUUUGGUUGAAGCAUCAAUCCUUUAUGGGUUACAGAAACAAGCUCCAAAUUCAAUGAGUUAACAGCAA
Molecule: messenger RNA, 2762 nt
Organism: Neurospora tetrasperma FGSC 2508
Lineage: Eukaryota; Fungi; Ascomycota; Sordariomycetes; Sordariales; Sordariaceae
Exons: 2
Coding region: 1-2517 (838 amino acids)
Biological process (GO): DNA-templated transcription initiation; RNA polymerase II preinitiation complex assembly
Cellular component (GO): SAGA complex; transcription factor TFIID complex; SLIK (SAGA-like) complex
Molecular function (GO): protein heterodimerization activity; TBP-class protein binding; DNA binding
Source: RefSeq, a predicted model, not a curated record